Molecule: messenger RNA, 2743 nt
Organism: Pteropus alecto (black flying fox)
Lineage: Eukaryota; Metazoa; Chordata; Mammalia; Chiroptera; Pteropodidae
Gene: CUNH1orf198
Product: chromosome unknown C1orf198 homolog
Exons: 3
Coding region: 55-621 (188 amino acids)
Source: RefSeq, a predicted model, not a curated record
AUAACUUGGCAAGAUGAGCACUCUGCCCCCUUCUCCUGGGAAACGAGGAGUCAGAUGGAGUUCAGCGUCUGCUCCUUGUCCACCCAGGAGCCCGGCGGUGCCGCCAGUGAGCCCAAGCAGCCCUGCAGAGUCGCCCAGGGCGGCAAGGCCACCGGGCCGGACGCCCUGGGCCCCGUCGGGAAGGAGGAGGAGGCGCCCUUCUGGAAGAUCAGCGCCGAGCGGUCCCGCGGGGCAGGGCCCCAGGCCGAGUUCCCGUCGCUGACGCCCAGCCAGAUCAAGUCCAUGGAGAAAGGCGGGAAGGCCCUGCCAGCCAGCUACAGGCAGGAGCCCGCCCCGAAGGACAGGGAGGCCAAGGCCGAGAAGCCCAGCCACCUCCGCCAGGAGCCGCGUGUCGUUCCCAGCACCAGCGUGGAGCGCGAGGGGCCCCAGCCCGUCCAGGCCUGCUCCGGCACAGAAGAUGAAGCCACCGCUUCCGAGCCUGUGGGCAAACCGCCUGCUCCCGAGGCCGGCCCGGAGGGCGAGGAGGACACAGAUGCUCUGUUCUCGGACCCCGGGCCUCCACAGGUCACCUCGAGUAACGUCAUCUUGAAGACGGGAUUUGAUUUUCUGGACAACUGGUAAAAUGUGUUAGACCCCCAAAAAAACCCCACGAAAAAACAAGACCCCCCCAAACGUUCCCCGAAGCGGCCGCGGGCAGCGCCCCGCCUUUGCCAGGCCUCCGUUUGCUUUUCCGACUCUGGGAAACUGGUGAAUAUCACCUCGCCCAGGUUUGCGGAUUUUCCACUUUUUCGUAAGACCAGAUACAUGUGCAGUUUUCAAUGAUUUGAUAACGGGAGUUUUAUAUGUGGAAUUUUUAAAACCUGUUAGGAAUCCAAUAACUCUCUCAAGUAAAUCCUCUGUCCCCCUCCUCAGAGAGAGGGUUUGCUCAGCCAUGUCACAGAAGUCGUAAAAGUGACCCCCACCCUCUCCUUCAGCCCCUCCCUCUUCGAAUGCGUGCGGUUACCUUCGAUGAGUGGUCACCGGCGUCCUCAGCUGGUGACACGAGCGUGCCGGUUGUGGCCGUGGAAAGAUUUGCUCCCCACGCCCCGAGCCCCCCGCAACCCGCCUCAGGGCUGCCCUCGCCGAAGCCACACUCGCUGCUGUGUGAGCCACCCCACCCUGGCGUCAUCCUAGGAAGUGGACUGGGUGUCUCCACGCUGCCCCGAGGCUUCUUCAGACUAGUCAGCAUUGUUUAAGAGUUGCACGUGUAAACGUUUUGUAUCAGCUUUUGGUUAUUUUGUAUCUAGACUUAGCGGUUGUAGGGUUACCACCUUCCUCGGGUCUGUGCCGGGUUCCGUGCCGCAGUCCCCCGCUCAGGCGGCCUGGGGGGUGCCCCGCCCCCGGCCUUGCAGGAGGAUGGCCGAUGGCGGGUGUCAGGGAUGCUUCCCCAGCCCUGACCAGCUUGUGCAGCGCCCCACAGCGCCCCCCACAGACCUCUGUGGUCAUGGCGACGGUGUCCCCUGGACUGGGACUUGGCGGCCCCUCCCCUGACGAUCGGGGCGCUGUGCCCUGGGGGGGGCGCGAUGGCCUGAGCCUGCAGGACGUGCCCACGUGUGACCUCCACUGUGUUCUCACCCGAAGCCUUAAUCCCACGAGUCCUGCCAGUGAGCGCCCGUCUGUGCCACGCGUGUCUUUUCAAAAUGCCUUUCCGUUCCGUGGGACCUUCUAAAAGGGCUUCCGGCUCCAACAGAGAGCAACGUGGCACCUUUUUUUUUUCUGGGAAAGUCUCUGCCAAAGCUGUGGCUUAGCCAGCGUUUGGUUGAGUCCCUGCCAGGCGUUCGAUGUCCCCGAAUCCCAUCUGGUCCCUCGGGGCUUGGAUUCGACCUGCUGCUCUGGCGACUGCAUCUUGACAAAUGCAGGUCUUUUCUGUACCGAUUAAGUAAGAUUAAAACGCGAAAGGGAAGAGAGGUCGCUAGCACGGUGGGGGGCGGAGCCCCGGAACCCCCACAGUCAGCAGGGCGGGGGCCCCUCAGAAACCAGGGGCUGGGCAGAUGCGAGCCUGCGUCCUUCGGCGUUGGUGGCAGGGAAGAAAGAUGUGUCUCUCACGACAGCCCGCGGCCACGGGUCUGUCCUGGGGGACGAUUCUGGUUUCUUUCCCACUUUGUCGUCAAGCUGGGGUCCGCAGGGGGUCCCCGAGGCAGUCCCGCCCCAGUGAAGGGCUGGGUCCGGGGAGCGGCCGGAGGAUGCGGGCUGCCGGCCCUCGUCCUCCCUGACCUCAGGGUGGCCUCUCACCCCGCCGUCUGCACGGUCCGGGUCCCCGCUCCCGGCCAUCUCCGUCCGGCGUGUCCACGUCGGCGCGUUACGCUCCCGCGUUUGCCACCCUCGAGCUUCUAAAGCCGGGAGUCUCCGCUUCUACCUUUAAAAGCGCGCUUUUCGGCGAAGCCGGUGCGGGGUUUGGAGUCCCCUCCCCCUCCCCCGCACCUGGGACUCAGACGGGCACCGUGUCUUGCUUUGCGUGACUGUAUUUUGCAAAGUCUCCCCCGAGAAGUCAGAAACCAGCCUCAGCCCUUUGCCUGGGGCCCGUCCCCUGCCCUCUGGCGGUGCCACCUGCCCUGGGAACAGAGGGGGUGCAGCCCCCCCCACGGGGUGUCGGGGGGCCUCCCUUUCUUUGAUACGCAUUUUCAAAAAUGAGAGUUCUUACUGACCACUUGUACCUUGGUCGUAUUUUGUAUUAACAGCCUUUAAUAAAGCCGUUUAAAACAUU